AUGUCCACUCUCACUGUACCAAUUGAAUCAGUAGCUGCGAAGGGCAACACAGCGGUGCACACGCGCACGCGUUCAUCGAGCUUCAUAAGGGCGUUAGCGGAUGUGCAGCCGCAGGGGGAGCACAGCGACACCUUUUCCGCGCCUAUUCUCAGUGACAACUACACCAUUCCUCAACUACUGGAUCACCACUGCAAACAUUCUGCUAAACAUAUCUCAAUCAUCACGCCUAAUACUUGUUAUUCCCUCGCCGAUCGCGCUUUUGCUGCAUAUCGCGGCGUUGCUUAUCUGCACGAAUCGCUCCAAGGCUUAGAGCCAGGUAGCACGGUUGCCUUCUUGGCUGAAACGGAGCCAGUAGUGUAUUCGACGAUGGUACUAGCAGCGAUGCGGGCAGGCUAUGUGCCGUUUCCAAUCAGCAGUCGCAACUCGAUCGCCGCUAUAGGGCACCUCCUCACGACUACCAGCUGCAAACAUCUUCUCUACACAAGCACUAGCGGCCAGCUUCGGAACCUUGCUGAGAGCGCCGCGAGUGCCGUGAGCGCUGAGAGUGGUUCAACGGGAAUGCAAAUGCAAAUGCAGCUGGCGCGGAUGCCGACGCAUGACGAACUCUACGUCAACAAAGGCACACGGCCAACAGCCUCAACAUCGCCACCACCACCAGACUUAUGCCCGUCUCUCGACGCACCAGCACUCAUCAUCCACUCAUCCGGUUCGACCAAUUUCCCUAAACCGGUUAGGCAGACGCACCGGCAUGUCAUGCAGUGGGGCCGCGUGCCCUACUACGGUAGCAGCGACGUGUGCUCUAGGAUAAUGUUCGCGGGCUGUUUACCGACGUUUCAUGCGAUGGGCGUCAUCUUCCAGAUUGCCAUCCCUCUCACGACGGGUAUGCAAGUGGGGUGUUUCCAAGUACUCUCCCCGCCCACUUUCCCCACAGCAGCCAAUAUCCUGCGCGGGGUGCGGGACCUUCACGCAAAUCUUGUCAUAGCCCCCGCUUCUGUUAUUGCGGAUUGGAGCGGGGACGGCGAGGCGGUAGAAACACUGCGCAAUCUCGAUGCCGUUAUGUUCGGAGGCAGUCCACUGAGCGAGGAUGUGGGCGACGCGCUCGUCCGCCAGGGCGUGAAGCUGUCGAAUCAGUAUGGAUCCACCGAAUGCGGACACACUACGUCCUUCUUCACUCCGCCAGCACCUGAUUGGCAAUACAUCACACUGUCGCCACACACCAAACCGCGUUUCAUCGCCGACGCGGGUGGUGGUGGUGUGAGCGAGCUGCAGUUCGUAGCGUGUGCUAGUCACGUGCCUGCCGUGAGCAACGUCGGCAAAGUGGGGAAUGCCGGUGAGAGCGCCAUAAGCACACAGACAUACGCCACCAACGAUCUCGUAAAGCUCCACCCACGCCAGCCCAACCGCGUCCGCAUCGUCGGGCGCAAAGACGACCAAAUUAUGCUGCUCAACGGCGAGAAAACUAAUCCUACACCUCUCGAGAUGAUCAUUGCGGAAAGUCCACACGUAAGCCGUACUGUUAUGUUCGGUAGAGGGCGCCGUGUGAAUGGGGUGUUGGUUGAGCGUGAGAGUGGAGAAAGUGAGACACACUCACACUCCCGCUUCGUCGAAUCGAUUUGGAUGGAUAUAGAGCGCGCGAACAAGAUGGCCCCGCAACACAGCCGUAUUCUGCCCAACUACGUCCUGGUGGCAGACCCUAACCGACCCUUCCCGCUCACGCCCAAAGGCAGUGUUAAGCGCGCGGCGACGCUGGAACAGUAUGCGGGGGACAUAGACGCGCUAUACGAGCGGGAGAGCGGGGACACGAACGAAAAUAAAGAGGGUAAUGUGGAAACGACGGCGACCAUAACCACACAAAACGCGCAUCAAGUUGUUGCGGACAUACUGAGCGACCUCCUCCCAGGCGGACAGGUAGAUUCUACCACGCACCUCUUCACGCAAGGCUGCGACAGUCUGCUAGCAACGCUGAUCCACAACCGGUUGCGCAACGCGCUGCCGGGGACACACAGGGGACGUCUGGGCAAGAAUGUAGUGUUCGACCAUCCGCGGCUGGGCGAUCUCACGCGCCACGUCGUUGCACUGCUCAACAACAAACUUGCCACACCUUCAGCCCUCCUCCCCAAGCAGGACCUGCAGCGGAUGAUCAGGCGCUACGCUAGCGGGUCUUGGGGGCGGCAGGUGCACAAUCAGACGCAGACACAAAUGUACUCCCACACAUCCCCGCAACAGCACGUUUAUCUCGUCACUGGCACGACCGGAAGUUUAGGUAGCUAUCUGCUCAGCGCGCUUGUCGCCUCGACAAAGUGCGCGCGGGUGUAUGCCGCGAACAGACCUCAUCCAUCAAAAACGCUUGUCGAGAGACAGAAGGCGGCGCUCAGGAGCCGCGGGCUGGACGAGUCCGUCGCGGACAGCAGCAAGGUGCACCUGCUCGAGAUGGAUCUCGGCAGGCCGGUGACCGAUGUAGCUGGUCUUGAUAGCGUCACGCACAUCAUACAUAACGCUUGGACAGUCAACUUCAACCUCCCCCUGAAGUGUUUCGAAAGCGACCUCGCGAGUCUGCGGCAUCUCACAGAGUUGGCCUUGUCCACUGCACAGCCCGCGCACCUCACCUUUCUGUCGUCUAUUGGUGUGUUGGCCAAUUGGACACGAGAGAGCGUCGUCCCGGAGGAGAUGGUGCUCAAUGAAGAUGUCGCGCUGGGACUGGGCUAUGGCGAGUCCAAAUAUGUAGGCGAGAGGAUGCUCGCUGCAGUUAGCCAGCAAACGGGUCUCAAGACGUCCAUUAUCCGCUCGGGUCAGCUAGCCGGUAGUCGAACAUCGGGCAGCUGGAACGACAACGAGUGGCUGCCGAGUAUCAUCAGGAGUGCAUCGUCGUUGGGCUGUCUUCCGGAGGGAGGUGACGACGUGGCGUGGUUGCCAGUAGAUACGGCAGCACAAGCUGUGCUCGAUAUCAGCAGCAGCACAUGCACAACAACUAGCAGCGUCUUUUCGCUCACUCACCCCCAGCCCGUGUCUUGGAAUAGCGUCAUGAUGGCUGCUGCUACGCGCAUAGGCGUGCCGCUCGUCAGUUAUACCGAGUGGCUGCGUAGACUUGAUGAGGUUGAUAGCGCUGCGACGGAAAGCGAGCUGGGUAAUGCGAUGGAGAGGAUUCCGGCACUUAAACUUAAAGCCUUCUUCAGUCACUCCACUCUAUCACCCAACAAGAGAGAGUUUGUGGAGGCGCUGGGAAACCCGCGUCUGUCAACUUCAAGAAGCUGUAGCGUGUCUGAAACACUCAAGCAGUGCUCGGAGCUGAGUGAGAGUGAUAUGAUGAAAUGGAUGGAUUACUGGGGGAUGUGA
Molecule: messenger RNA, 3333 nt
Organism: Wallemia ichthyophaga EXF-994
Lineage: Eukaryota; Fungi; Basidiomycota; Wallemiomycetes; Wallemiales; Wallemiaceae
Product: Linear gramicidin synthase subunit D
Exons: 8
Coding region: 1-3333 (1110 amino acids)
Molecular function (GO): phosphopantetheine binding
Source: RefSeq, a predicted model, not a curated record